This is a messenger RNA of Podarcis lilfordi (Lilford's wall lizard), 7313 nucleotides long. The record is from the annotation of a GenBank genome assembly. Lineage: Eukaryota; Metazoa; Chordata; Lepidosauria; Squamata; Lacertidae.
UGAGAGAAGUAGAAGGAGCUGAGAGUCAGAAGUGGGGAAGAGUGGACAAACAUCGGAUUGGCAAGCCAACUCCUGCUCUGCCCUGAUGAAUCUCUUCUGGGUUCUCUGUAAGUUAGGGAAACUGGGAAGGGAAUUCAUGCAUAUGUACAAUCUCUUGAAAGAUGUGGCGAAAGGAAACUCCAUAAUUCCCAUCAGAGUUUUCCUAGGAGUGUGUGUUUGUGAAAAUUAAUGGACUUAGCUGAGAUGACGAAAUUGACAUGUUUUAUCAGAGAAAAGUCAUUAUUAACAUUUACUAAAGAUUGGAAACCUCCCACAGACUUUUUGCGUGGAAAAUAAAAUAAAAUAAUGACAUUUCGAUUUGAGGACUGAAGAAAAUGGUUUAUAGAAGAUGGAAUUAUUAGGUGUUACACUGGAGUGGAUGAAGUGAGUGAUGUUUAUAUGUAGCGGUCAGAUGAAGAAUCAGAAGUUCUUUAGCUUCCUAACUUUUCUCUCUUUUUCUCUUUUAAUUCAUUUCUCAUUUCCUUUUCUUUAUCACUUUCUCGGUCUUCUUUCCCCCCUCUGGAUUAAUGUUUUAGUUUGGAUUUUAGAAAUAGAUAUUGGACAAUAAUCUUUGUUAUUCUGUUUAUAAACUCUAAGAAAAUUGAUUUUUUUAAAAAAAGUUAAUGGACAAAUAGCAAGAUUCUAGAAAAGGCGCAUAAGUAAUGAGAGUUAUGUACAAAUGGACUCCAUACUACUAGUGAACAGAGAAACUAGGGAGAAAAUUCCAUGUAAUUACUUGAAAUGGAGGAGAAAUUCUCCAGCAUUCCAGAAAUAGCACAGCUUUUCAUUUCCCUUUCCCUUUUCUAUGAUUCUGUGAAGUUAACGGCAGUGGGAAUGAGCUGGCAGCCAGGCUCCCAUUCUGCAUCCUCUCGCAUUGCCCAAAACCAAUGUCUUUCUAAGGCUAUCUGGCGGGUGGGAACAGAAACAGCAUAGAAAAUUGUUGAAAAUACUAGAAGCAAAUGCUUCAAGAUGGCCUUUUACUAUAACAGUGAGAAAAGGAAUACUCAUUAAAAAAAUAUUUUUGAAAUGUUCUCAGAAAAAUACCUUGUAGGAAUUUUUUGCUUGACUCUAAAAAUAAAAAUGGGGAGAGGCAACUCUAAUAGAGACAACUGUAUGUACUCAUACUUAGGGUUGCCAUACGUCCGGGAAAUUCCGGAGCGUGUGCCUCAACAACUUUGUCUGGGUUUUUCGUUUUGGGAAUGUGGCAAGCUGUAUGACGAUAGAUUAUGUGAAGUUUCCAUUAUAGAUCAUAAGUCCUACGCAGAAGGUGAUGGCAUAAAGCAUACUGGGACAAGUUAAGCUGGGUUGAAGCCAGAUCCAACCCAUUUUCAACAGAAGGGCUGCUGCUCUAAGUGAGGCAGGGGAAAAACAAGUCUAAAAAUAUUGUUCUAUGUGAGGUUGCCAGGACUCAAGACUGAUUUGAAUGAGCUCAGGUUCCAGUCUAAGUCACCUGCUCCUUGCCACAUCCCUGCAACAGCCUUCUGGGGGACUUACAGUGUCGUCAGUUUAACUAGCUGAGCUGUGAUGAGCAUAUCUUUGUCUGAGCUGCAUGGUGAGCCCAGCUGAGGGAGAGAUCUGUUGCAUCCUGAGGACUGCAGAAAACCCAAGCUGUUUACAACAGACAUUUUAAAAAAUAAACCAAAAUUAGGUCUUCCUCUUUAACUUGUGGAGGACAUUUCAUGAAAACAUCUAACAACUUCUUCUUCUUCUUCUUCUUCUUCUUCUUCUUCUUCUUCUUCUUCUUCUUCUUCUUCUUCCAGUACUAUCCACAAGAGAAUCAAGGAUUUCAGUUAAAAAUGACUUGGUUAUAAAACAUAAUGUAAAUGCACACAUUAAAGAAGUGUUGGGAGAAGGAACAGUGUGAAACACAUGGGGGAAAGGGCAAUUUUAUUGGUUCCUCCUCAGCUCUGCAUUCGCACAUGCUGGUUUAAUCUCUUUAAAACCCCAUGCACCCUUUUGCACCCAGAAAAAAAAACCUGCAGCAGAAUUGGAGGUGCUCUGGCAUAUAGGAAACUUGGCAAUUAUAUGCCAUUACAUUGACUCUCAUUUAUAUGUGUAUUACUUGCACAUGUGGAAACUUCCAGGGAUUGCUAGAAAACACUAAAGCCACUCAAAAGAGCCUGCAGCCAAAAUAGCAGGAGAAUUAUUGAAUUAUUGAAAUACUGCUCUGCCCUUGUGUUUACUUGUUAAAACAUAUUAUAAACAUAUUGCAUGGAUGUUAUUGCAGAUGCCCUUCUUGCAAAUCACUGGUGUUUGGGUGAUGACAAAGAUUCAGAGCUUUGCACUUCUGCAGGUGAGUUUGAGACUGUGCAAGACUGUGUGCGCUAGUGUGUGCCGGAUUGCAGAGUAUGGUGUGUGUGUUCCUCUACUAGAACCAAAUGUUUAAUGCUAAAUGUUCAUUAUCAAAGAAGUUCGGGGCUGUUUCAUUUCAUCAUCAAGCUUUUAGAAAAUACGAGAUGUACUAGAAGCUGCCACCCACACUUUCUCAGCUCACCAAUCCCAGCAGCCCUCCAUCCCCUACACCUGGCUAACCCCUCCUCCAUUUACCACUCACUCACCCCCUUGCCUAUCCCCUCAUAUCUUGCCCAAACCUCCCCCACCCUUUAGGCUUGACUGAACCCUCCUUCCCUCACAUUCUGACCACUUACUAAAGCUGUUCUGACCUUCUUUUACAUCCUGCACUGCCUGCUUUUAAAUGAGGCCAGGAGGGGCUUUAGAGAGCAAAACCACUCUCUGAAGUGCCUCCAAUCCUCCUUUAAGCAGCUCAUAUGGGCUGGAGCUAGAGAGUUGCUGUAUCCUAAAAUACUCAGCCUAUUGGAAAUGUGACAUAGGAUUGCCUCAUAAGAUCUUUUUGCUUACCCAUAGCUGUCAACCUUCCCCUUUUUUUGUGGGAAAUUCCCUUAUUCCAGCGCCAUUUCCCGCUGCUUCCUGCUGCUAUCCCUGAUUGUUAUAUAUCCCGUAGACUGUCCCGAGGACAGGUGAAGCUGCUGAUCCCUUAUUUUCAAACCUGAAAGUUGAUAGCUAUGUGCUUACCUAACUAUUAAUCUUCUAUACAUUUUAGAAGAUUGAGAGCUUACAAUCCCAAAUUUCUAAAUAAAAAUUGAGGUGGUAUUAAAAUGCUUUAAAUAAAUAAAACAGAGUAGAACACUUGCAUGCCACUUACCCCAAAACAGAAAAAUUAAAAGCAGUAUACAACAAAUAAUUAUGAGAAAACUGUGCUAAAACACUAUACAGUAAGACAAAAAUAAUGGCGAUAAAGCAAUCUAAUUCCACAUGAUUGCUGAAAUGUUCACCCUCCAUUGCAACUGCAUUUUCACUAAUUCUCUGCAUUCAUUUAUGCUAUUUCUUUAUUUCUUCCCUCCGUUUGUUCAUUCUCUAGGUGAACUUCCUGCUCCUGAUUUAUUCUUGAACAAAACUUUGGUUUCUGAAGGGGAAACUAUCACAGCACUAUGUGCGGCUCCAGCAGAGGUUUUUCUGACCGGAUUUUUUUUCUGUAAAGAUGGGGCUCCUGUUUCAUCCAAGAAAGCAGCAUCUCAAUAUGUUCAAUACAUAGUCUAUGCAUCGCCGAAGAAUGCUGGCCAAUAUUCCUGUGGUUACCAGCAAAAGGAUGCAAAGAACCAAGUGAAGAUAUCUGCCCUCAGUGUUGCUCAGAAUCUGAUUGUCCAGCCACGUAAGAUUGUAUGGGAUAGUCACGUUUAGAGUUCCAACUAGCCAGUCAUGCCAUAUUUCAGCACAGUCCAUUUAAUUCCCCACCCAUUUGGUUUCUAUUCCUCUAUGACAAGAGUUAAUCACAGCCACAGAGCAUGUUCAGACUUCCCUGGAGCACAUUCAUAUAUUUAUCUAAAUGAAAAUAGGUGCUAUUUUGCACCUAUGCAACCAAUGUUGGAGGAUCUGGCCAAUAGCAUGGAGAUGACAACACUUCUCCAGGAACAUUGUUUAAUAGCGUAUUAAAAAUAGGUAUUUUUAUUGAGGGACACGGGUGGCGCUGUGGGUAAAACCUCAGCGCCUAGGACUUGCCGAUCGCAUGGUCGGCAGUUCGAUACCCCGUGGCGGGGUGCGCUCACGUCGUUCGGUCCCAGCGCCUGCCAACCUAGCAGUUCGAAAGCACCCUUAAGUGCAAGUAGAUAAAUAGGGACCGCUUACCAGCGGGAAGGUAAACGGCAUUCCGUGUGCUGCACUGGCUCACCAGAUGCAGCUUGUGACGCUGGCCACGUGACCCGGAAGUGUCUGCAGACAGCGCUGGCUCCCGGCCUAUACAGUGAGAUGAGCGCACAACCCUAGAGUCUGGCAAGACUGGCCCGUACAGGCAGGGGUACCUUUACCUUUACCUUUAAAAAUAGGUAUUGCUUUUAGGCAGCUUAUAAAAAAAAAUCAUUAUUUAAGUGUCUAGCCUCUAGGAAUGGGGCUUAGGUCAACCUAAGUCCACCCUGUUUCAUUUCUUUUGGCACAUCAUGUUUUUCUAAAGGUUACAUGUGUUCUUCCAUCCAGCUCAUUUAUACUUUGAGUAGGGCCAAUGAAAUGAAUGGUUCUUUGUCAUAACCAUUGAUUUUUACAGUGGUGCCUCGCAAGACGAAAUUAAUUCGUUCUGCGAGUUUUGUCAUCUUGCGAUUUUUUUCGUCUUGCGAAGCACGGUGUCGGGAAAGUUUUGGAAAAGCUUCAAAAACCACCAAAGUCUUUAAAAACCUCAAAAAAGGCUACCACAUGAGUUGCUCCUCGAAGUCAAGUCGCAACUGUAUUAAUGGUGUUAAGAAAAAGGAAACAAACUUGCAAGACGUUUCCGUCUUGCGAAGCAAGCCCAUAGGGAAAAUCGUCUUGCGAAGCAGCUCAAAAAACAAAAAACCCUUUCGUCUAGCGAGUUUUUUGUCUUGCGAGGCAUUCGUCUUGCGACUUACCACUGUAGUUCAAAUCAAACCGAUUGUGCAUUCCUCAAAAUAUGCAUUUUCUCAUUGCUUUUCAAUGCAUUUCCAAAUAAAAUACACAGGUUAUAUUAAAAUACGUAUUUCUGUGGGCGCCUUUUGUGGCAAAACCACAUUACAAAAUCCAGAGAAGUGUGUGAUCUAAUCAGGAGUUGUGUUCUGAUGCACAGUUCAGUUAGGCACCACUGCCUUGAUAGAGUACAAUUAUGAGAGCCUUGUUGUUCCUGAUGGGAUGAUGAGCCAUGAUUUUCUGAUAUUGUCCAUGUUUUUACCCACCCAGGUUAUUAUGAUUCCAAUGGUAAGUAAGCAGCAUUGGUGAGUAAAAAUAUUGAUUUAUCUUACUGUUUUAGUAUACCAUUUUAAAUCUUGACACAAGAACAAAACAAUGCAAUUCAUAAUCAAACACAAUCACAAAAAGAAAACAUUUUUUCUCAUUUCCCAUCAGAGAUCAUUAAUACCCUAAUGCCACAUUUAUAGAAUCUUUUUGCCACUGUGGAAAGUUUGAUAGCACUCUUGAUGUCAGUGUCUGAAUUUUUCUCCUUUUUUGACAAAUGCAAAUGAUUGCCAUCAAGCAAGAGCCAGUUGGCUACAGAGAGUCAGGGAAAUGCAUCACUCCUUACUGGUUUUCUUGCUAUUUGUUCAAGCUUUUCGCCAUAUCACUUUAUGCCCCAUUCCAGCCAUUUUGCUUUGAGAGCUUCCUGCCUGCCUAUCCUCGGGUGAGAGCCUUCACUGAGCUAUUUUGGGUUGUUGGUAGACAGGACCGGAAAGGAAUUUUAUCUCUUAGCCUGAUUGGCAUUUGAUUGGAGUUGGGGGGUUUUCCACCUUUACCUCAGUGAAAUUAUGACUUUCCUUUGUUAGGCGGAAGAACAUUGUUUGUAUGAGGGCGGAAAUGGCAUUGGUCAGGAUCAACAUAGCAAAGGGGGGCCCAUAAGGGGCUUGAGGGAAGGAUUGACCAUGGCAAACUCAAGCGUGAGUUUGGUAUCUGCCUGGUUGAAAAAUGCAGCCUGGUGCCCCGGUGAGACCUUGCAUCCUUGGCUUGCACCAUGGCAAGGUUUAACUCUGGUUGACUCCUAUCGUACAGGUCUGGAGUGAUCCAAAGGCACCAGAUACAUUCCUUCAACAUGGGGCUUAUGGAAUGAUUAUCUGAUCCUGGGACCCAAUGCCAUGCCAACCCUUGCCCUGCCUGCUGCUGUCAACAAAGAUUUGACCUAAUUUUAUCCCAUCACCGUUGAGCAAUCUGGUUAUUUUGCUGCUCACAUGGGUCACAUAGUGCACCUGCCUGGGGAAAAAAUGAUUAAAAGAAACCAGCCACAAAUAGAUCAUUCACACCCACUGUAAAAUUAACUUUCAUCAAUAAUGAGAGUUUUAAACCUCAGAUAAAAUAUAUAUUAUAUAGAAGGUAUUCAAUAGUUCAAUUAUGACUGGAGAUUAUGUAAAUGAUAAGGUCUGCCUUUUCAACUUGCUGUAGACAUUUCAAGCAAACACCAAAUUCUUCAACAUUUUCCUCUUUUGUUCUCCCCUUCUCUAAAACACCCUCAGAGGGUGGAUAGGAUGGAAAGAACUAUACAGGAAAGAACUAUAGUUGAAAACUGAGAGGAUUGUUCUUCUUUUAUUAUAUGUUGCAAACUGCUACAGGGAUUUCUUUUUCUUCUCUGUCAUUCAUUGUAAAGGCCUUUGGCGAUAUACAAUAAAAACUGAUUGAUUGAUACUAUUUGAGAGAAUCAAUAGGAGUAUAUAAUCAGAGUAGGAAAAGUGUUAUGAUAAACGUGUACAUUUGUCCCACAAGUAUGAAACCAUAGAGAACUUGUUAAUGUAUACCUGCUGAUUAAUCUACCUGUCUCUGGUCAUAUCUGAAUAGAAACCCAAACCUUUCUGAUCUUUUUCUAGUCGAUCCAGGUCAGACAAUACCUACCUAUAUUUGGAUUCUCCGCUCCUCAUUGGUGCUUCUUCUCCUGGUCUCAGCUCCAAUCAUCACCUAUUUCAUGGAGAAGUGUAAUUGCUCCUUGUUCGGACCUAGAAACUAGGAAAUCCCAUUGGAAGAAAGAAAAAUGCCUCCAGACUCUUCUUUUUCUAUCCUCCACACCUCAUCCAUCUAUAAACUUACAAUAAUGUUUCCAGUAUUUUACUAAGCUGGUUUUGAGCUUUACGUUCCAAUAAAUGGCUUGGGUUCAUGACAUCUGCUAGGCUUCCCAGAAGUUUUUAUAGCAAUACAGCAAAGGUGACUGCAUAGUAUUAAUGGACAUCUUCAAGGGAUAGCAUUUUGUCUACUAGGAUUUAUAUUAUUUGCUGCUUAUUUUAACAUACCUAUGUUUUAAAAUAUUAUUUGUAUUUCUGCCAAAUAAAUUGUUGAGCUAUUGU